Messenger RNA from Musa acuminata subsp. malaccensis (wild Malaysian banana), 1176 nucleotides. The record is from RefSeq and is a predicted model, not a curated record. NCBI's taxonomy places the organism in Eukaryota, Viridiplantae, Streptophyta, Magnoliopsida, Zingiberales, Musaceae.
AUGGCGCCCGAGGACCAAGAGCACAUGACUUUCAUCACCGAUCUAGGGGUGUAUUUCUACAAAGUCAUACCGUUCGGGCUCAAGAAUGCCAGCGCUACCUAUCAGAGGUCCGUGAACAAGAUGUUCACCCCACAGAUCGGGCGAAACGUCGAAGUAUAUGUCGACGACAUGAUUGUGAAAAGUCGCGUGGCGGCCGACCACCUGACCGACUUGGCCGAGACAUUCUCCACACUCCGGAGGUAUGGCUUGCGACUUAACCCGGUGAAGUGCAUUUUCGGCGUCAGUUCGGGAAGGUUCCUCGGAUUCAUCGUGCAUGAAAGAGGAAUCGACGUGAAUCCGAAAAAGAACCCCAAGGACUUCCGGUGGACGGCGCAGUGUGAAGAGGCUUUGGGACAGAUCAAGCAGCACUUGGCCAGCCUCCCCCGCCUUGCCUCUGUUACUCCCGAGGAGAAGCUCAGCGUCUACCUAGCCACCUCCCAGCAUGCGGCUCACCCGAUUGAGGUAAUAACUGACCAGCCGCUUCGGCAGGUUCUGUCUAAGUUUGAUGUCACAGGACGACUUCUCAAGUGGUCGAUAGAACUCGAAGAAUUUGACAUACGUUACGUCCCGAGGACUGCUAUCAAGGCCCAGUCCGUGGCCGACUUCAUCGCGGAACUGGUAGAAGACGGGAAUGGAAGCUCCGAGCAAUCAGAGGAGGCGUGGGACCUGCAUGUGGACGGCUCGGCUACCUCUAGCAGCGCCGGCGCGUGGUUGGUACUCUUGGCCCCCGACGGACGCUCGUUCGAACGCUCCUUCCGCUUCGGCUUCCGGGCAACCAACAAUGAAGCCGAGUAUGAGGCGCCCUUGGUAGGACUCAAGCUGGCCCUUGAAAUGCAGGUGGACGCCAUCCAUGUCUUCACUGACUCGCAGCUCAUCGCCGAGCAGCUCAGCGGUGGAUACGAAGCCAGGGAACCGACCAUGACAAAGUACUUGGUGGAGGUAAAAAGCCUAGCCUCCAACUUCUCCCACUUCACAAUAUCCAGGGUGCCGAGGAGCCAAAAUGAACGAGCCGACGAGUUGGCGAAGAUGGCUUCAGGACCAGAUCACGGAAACUGCCCCGAGGUCAAAGAGCUCCCAUUCCGCGCUAUCUCGGUUUCGGCUAUAACUCCUGCCGAAGCACGCGCCACGUGGGUAUAG